Messenger RNA from Mercurialis annua (annual mercury), 2878 nucleotides. Its product is annotated as beta-1,3-galactosyltransferase GALT1. The transcript has 7 exons. The coding region runs from base 718 to 2622 and encodes 634 amino acids. Gene Ontology annotation, cellular component: Golgi membrane. NCBI's taxonomy places the organism in Eukaryota, Viridiplantae, Streptophyta, Magnoliopsida, Malpighiales, Euphorbiaceae. Gene Ontology annotation, molecular function: UDP-galactose:N-glycan beta-1,3-galactosyltransferase activity; carbohydrate binding. The record is from RefSeq and is a predicted model, not a curated record.
UAUUUGAAAACAAAUUUGUGAUUCUUAUUGCUUAUUUCAUUUGCUUGUGUUUUACUUGAUAAAUUCUUUGAAGUGAAGUUGAGAAAUAUUUUAAUCUUGUUUUGCGGUUAGGAGAUAGCUUUCUGUGAGUAUUGUUUUAUCCUGUUUUGUGGUUAGGUGGUAACUUUCUGUGAAAUGUUUAGUGAUGUAUCGGCAUCAGUAUCUACCGGGUUUUCGUUUGUUUUAAUUGCUGUAUUGAGUGAUAUGAUUUUGGUGAAUCGUUUUGACCCUGUUUCAUGCUUGUUUGAUCUUUAGCUGUGAACAUUGUGUUUUAUAAUUGUUUUUUCACUUUUUCUGACAGUGUAUUAAGGGAUUUGAAAUGUUGAUUCAGCUUCACAGUCUUGCAAGGGCAUUAAGCAGAGACGUGGCGCAGUAGAGUUGCCAUUAAGUUAGGAUAUAUAAGUUGCUAUCCACAGCAGGAACUUGUAAUAUCGGACUUUAGUAGUUGGGUCUGUUAGAUAGCUGACCGAGGAAAGGGGUUCUGUUUUGUUGGCGGAGUUGAUUAUUGUUUCUUCUUUUUGGCAUGUUAAUCACUGUAUUUUCUAUGCAAAAAUAGUUACUAAAGAAUUUCUUCAUUAUUCACAUGUCAAUCAGCGAUUGGCGGGUAUCGGUUUCCUUAAGCUCAGUCUGGACAGAAUUCAGGAUUCCAUAUAUUGAUGCAUCUUGAUAAUAAGAAAUAUGAAAAGAUGGUAUGGUGGUGUUCUGAUUGCAUCCUUGUUUAUGUUGCUGGUUCUGAGGUAUGGACUCAUGAAAGAUCCUACCGGGGAAAGUUAUGUGACGAGUGCUUUCUCUAAUGGUACUAAUCCUCUUCAAUGGGUGCAAUUGACACUUCCAUCAACUACUAAACGUCCAGGGAAUUCUACUCAAGUGAUUUCCAUUGAUACCAUAAUCUUCAGUUUGUUUGCUCAGAGGAAUUUUUCCAGUGAAGAAGAAGUAUCUUUGCAGACAUGGAAUCUACUGAAACACUUGAUAGAUCAAGCUCAGCUCUUACCAAAUGGAGUAGAUGCCAUUAGGGAAGCUGGGAGUGCAUGGAAUAACCUUAUGGCUUCAGUUGAAGAGGAAAGACAUGGCAAUGUAAAUGAAAGUUUAAAUGGAGGAGCAAGAGAGAAGCAAUGCCCUUAUUUUCUUAACAAAGUAAAUGCCACAGCCCUUGAGAGCAAUGGCUUUAAGCUGCGGCUUCCUUGUGGCAUGACGCAGGGUUCUUCAAUUACAAUUAUAGGCAUUCCAAAUGGUCUUCUUGGAAAUUUUAAAAUCGACUUAACUGGGGAAGCUCUUCCUGGGGAGCCUGAUCCACCCAUAAUUUUGCAUUAUAAUGUUAGGCUUCAUGGUGAUAAAGUAACUGAGGAUCCAGUAAUAGUUCAAAACACAUGGACUGUAGCACGUGAUUGGGGUGAUGAGGAGCGUUGCCCAUCUCCUACUCCUGAAAAGAAUAAGAAAGUUGAUGACUUGGAUCAAUGUAACAAGAUAGUGGGGAGAAAUGGUACUCGUGUAUCUAGCAGGGAUUCCAAAGGUUCAAGAAGGUCUGCAAUGGUUCAAGAGGGAUAUAGAAACAGAAGAUAUUUUCCUUUUAAGCAAGGUUAUCUCUCUGUUGCAACGCUUAGAGUAGGAACAGAGGGAAUCCAGACAACAGUUGAUGGAAAGCACAUAACAUCUUUUGCAUAUCGCGAGACCUUGGAGCCGUGGCUGGUUAGUGAAGUUAGGAUAUCUGGAGACUUGCAGUUAAUAUCUGUUGUGGCCAGUGGUCUGCCUACGUCUGAGGAUUCAGAACAUGCAAUUGACUUAGAAUUACUUAAAUCAGCUCCUCUCUCACCAAAAAGACCGCCACAUCUCUUUAUUGGUGUUUUCUCUACAGCUAACAAUUUUAGACGCAGAAUGGCUGUUCGCAGAACUUGGAUGCAGUAUGCUGCAGUUCGGUCAGGCGUGGUAGCAGUGCGUUUUUUUGUUGGUUUGCAUAAAAAUCAAUUAGUGAAUGAGGAACUUUGGAGUGAAGCUCAAACAUAUGGAGAUAUACAGCUUAUGCCUUUUGUGGAUUAUUACAACCUGAUCACCUGGAAAACUUUAGCCAUCUGCAUUUUUGGGACAGAGGUUGCAUCAGCAAAUUAUGUCAUGAAGACUGAUGAUGAUGCAUUUGUUCGAGUGGAUGAAGUGCUAGCUUCUUUGAAGAGGACUAAAAUGAGUCAUGGCCUGCUUUAUGGACUGAUCAACUCUGAUUCUCAACCUCAUCGGAAUCCUGACAGUAAAUGGUAUAUAAGCCCCGAGGAAUGGCCUGAAGAGAAAUACCCACCAUGGGCACAUGGUCCAGGCUACGUGGUAUCCCAAGACAUUGCGAAGCAAGUUUAUCGGAGAUACAGAGAAGGUCGUUUAAAGAUUUUUAAGCUAGAAGAUGUUGCAAUGGGGAUCUGGAUAUGGGAGAUGAAAAAGGAAGGUUUGAAAGUUAGUUAUGAAAAGGAUGAGAAGAUACAUAAUGAAGGGUGCACAGACGGUUAUACGGUAGCUCAUUAUCAAGGUCCUAGGGAGAUGCUUUGUCUGUGGCAGAAACUUCAAGACGGAAAUGGUCCUAAAUGUUGUGGUGGUGAUCGAUAAGCUUAAUUCACACGAGACGUUAACCAGUUUUUGAGAUGAUCUUGACCCGGAGUGCGCGGAUACUGAUUACUCGGAGAGAUAGUUUAAUUAGCAUUAGUAGAGUAGAUGUUUACUAUUGUAUAAUUAUACAUCACCAGGCUUGGUGAUUAGAUGAGAUAGUACACUUGUAUAGAAUCUAUGUAGUAGUAGUAGUAGGCUAUACAAAUCAAUCAUCAAUUCUUUUACCCUCUCAAUCAACAUGCAUUCUUUCUAUUAA